This is a messenger RNA of Leptidea sinapis, 5141 nucleotides long. It is a transcript of the gene slif, whose product is annotated as cationic amino acid transporter 3. Gene Ontology annotation, molecular function: amino acid transmembrane transporter activity. Gene Ontology annotation, cellular component: plasma membrane. Gene Ontology annotation, biological process: transmembrane transport; amino acid transport. The record is from RefSeq and is a predicted model, not a curated record. Bases 244 to 2019 code for a protein of 591 amino acids. The transcript has 12 exons. NCBI's taxonomy places the organism in Eukaryota, Metazoa, Arthropoda, Insecta, Lepidoptera, Pieridae.
GCGUUCAUCAUUGGUAUCAAGGAAAAAAUUAACACACGUUGAUUAAAUAUUAUUUAAUUAGAAGCAAGUCACAAUCGCGGUUUGCAGAGCUUAGCGGCUGUAAAGAUAUGGUAUAUGAGAUGGCAAACAGAAGGUGAUGAUAGAGCAAUCUGCGCCACACAGUACCGAUAUACUGUCAUGUCAUUGAGUGACUUUUAAUAUUUUAUUUUCUUAAGAUUUAUUUUUUGGAAUUGUGGAAAUUAAAUGAUGGGUUGUGGCAAACUAUUCGCGGCCCUGCGUCGCUGCAAGCAGCUCCAAGAUGACAACACGACCAAGCUGUCCCGGUGUCUGGGUCUGCUGGAUCUCACGGCACUGGGGGUCGGCAGCACCUUGGGUCUCGGCGUCUACGUACUAGCUGGUGCCGUGGCCAAGACUGUCGCUGGCCCAGCAGUUACGCUGAGCUUCCUGGUGGCAGCUAUCGCUUCUGCUUUUGCUGGACUGUGCUACGCAGAAUUCGCGGCACGAGUUCCGAAGGCGGGUUCGGCAUACGUAUACAGUUACGUGUCGGUAGGAGAGUUCAUAGCGUUCACAAUCGGCUGGAACCUCAUCCUGGAGUACGUAAUUGGUACCGCCAGCGUCGCAAAGGGCAUGGCCAACUACAUCGACAGCUUGCUCAACAACACUAUGGCCAACACAAUGACCCAAAUAGCUCCCAUCAACAUUUCCUUUAUGGCAGACUACCCUGAUUUCUUCGCUUUUGGACUGGUUUUGUUGAUAUCGAUACUGCUCGGUGUUGGAGUGAAGGAGUCCACCAAACUCAACAACUUGUUCACGACGCUAAACCUGAUCACUGUCGCCAUAGUGGUCGUCGCUGGAGCUAUGCACAGUGAUGUAGCAAACUGGAGGAUUAAUAAGGAAGACAUCCCUGAAGAAUACCGAGGGAAGGCUGGAGAAGGGGGCUUCAUGCCAUGGGGAGUUGCAGGAGUAAUGGCUGGAGCUGCAAAGUGUUUCUUCGGAUUCGUGGGCUUCGAUUGCGUGGCCACCACCGGGGAGGAGGCUAAGAAUCCCAAGCGAGACAUCCCGCUGUGCAUCGUGUUCUCCCUGGCUAUCAUAUUUGCUGCUUACUUCGCCAUAGCUACAGUCCUCACCUUGAUGUGGCCUUACUACUUGCAGGACGCAGACGCGCCGCUGCCGUACGUGUUUGGCCAGGUCGGUAUGCCCGUGGUGAAGUGGAUCGUGGCCAUCGGAGCAAUCUUCGCACUGUGCACUAGCCUUCUGGGAGCCAUGUUCCCGUUGCCCAGGGUGCUGUACGCCAUGGGCGCUGACGGAGUUCUCUUCAGACCGCUCUCCAACAUCAACAGCAAGACCCAGACACCCAUUCUUGCAACCAUUCUGAGUGGCCUACUGUCCGCAACAAUGGCGGCCAUCUUUAACCUGGAUCAGCUGAUCGAUAUGAUGUCAAUCGGGACUCUGCUCGCCUACACGAUCGUCUCUACCAGCGUGCUCAUUCUCAGAUACGAGGAAGACAGUGUCAUAAUAAUGAACGGCGUCAAGUCCCUCCCGGAGACGCCGUACAGCAUCGUGCGACAGAUGUUCAACCUGCUGGGCCUCAAGGAACCCACGGUCCUCUCCUCCACUAUCGCCAAGUGCACCAUAUUUACCUUCUUCGUGGCGGCGCUGAUGACCUUCGGCCUGCUGAGCUGGCAGAGCGCCAGUGACCUGGGCGUCGCUGUGGGAGUGCUGGGUGCUGUGUUGGUGAUCCUAUUGCUGGUACUUUACCGGCAGCCACGCCGCAACGUCGAACAUCUCACGUUUAAGGUGCCGCUCGUGCCAUUGGUGCCGUAUCUGAGCGUGUGCAUGAACGUAUACCUGAUGGUACAGCUUGACUACCACACCUGGGUGCGCUUCUCUAUAUGGAUGGUGAUCGGUUACUUAAUAUACUUCUUCUAUGGCAUUAAGAACAGUUCGUUGCGUGAGAAAGAGCCGGCACCGAAGACAAAUGGAAUCCUAGAAGAGAAGCACGUUGUUACAAAAUUUUGACGCCUUUUAUAAACAAAUAAGGACUAUUUUACGUUAACAUGACCAUAGGAGUUUAACUUUAACUGUGAUUAUUGUGUUGUGGUUGGACUGUGAUAUUUCAACAUUCAGAAUUAUAUUUUCAAUGUAAUUGUUAGAUUAAAAAUACUUAUGUCAAACACUCUCUGCUGGGAACGACGCGUAUAACUGAUUAGCCAAUUUUAAAACAAGAAGGGUGUUCAUUAUGUUUGUUCCCAAGGAUAGUUUGACCUUAUUUAUUUUAUUCAAGCUCAAUACUUUGAGUAUGUAUGGGAAUUUCUAAAGUUUAAAAAAAAACAAAGCUUUUGGCCUCUAUGUAGUGUAAUCUAAUGUUGUGUAAUAAGUUACUUUUACUGUCUGUUUUGUUCUUCAAUUAAGUGUUAAGUUAACAGUCGAUUUAAAAAAUAUCUAUUUUUUAUAUUUAUUAAUAAGUUUGUAUGCGACAUUACAUUGACCCAGAGGCACCGAAUGUUUGACAUUAAAUAUAAUAAUUCACUUUCAAUUUGCGCUGAUAUAUUCAAUUCCAUUUCUACUUAGUUCAGUGAAUAAAUAAUUUAUUAAAUGUAUGAUGUAGCAAUAAGUACCUACCUUGAAUUUUAAGACAAUUUAAAAGUAAAUAUUUAGUAAUAAUAAUUUUAUAUGUACAUAUAUUUUAUUUAAAACAAAAAAAUUAACAUAGGUUUGAUACUGGAGACGUGAAUAUAUAUAUAUAGUAUGGACAAUGAUAUUACAUCUUUCAAUUAUUAAUAUAGUUGGAACUAAAAGAAUAUUUAUUGUAACUGGUGACGAAAUAUAAAAUCAAAAAAUCCCAGAGAUUUUUCACGGCGAAACAAAAGAUAGGUUAACUUUAUUAAGCGAUUUCGCUUAUUUUCAUAGUCCUGCUUGUUUUAAAAUGUCCCUGAGAUAACGUUACUGGGCAUUUAUCCAUACCAACAUUCUUGACUCUUUACUCCUUGAUUUUUAAUCCUAGAUCAAAAUUAUUUUCAAAUAAAUCAAUGACGUCAUUAUUUGUGUCUCUAUGUUUUGCUUUUUUUGAUAUUACUGUUAGCGUAGCGUGCCUUGGCGGGGCCCCGUAUAAAAUUUGCUUGGCUUUAUGAAGAGGGAAAGAUUUCUCACAAAAGAAAACAAAAUGUUUGCAAAAAUUUAAAAGAAAUAUUUAUCAUUAUAUCUAUCUGUCAAAUUUUUAACAAACAAUUCAAAUUAAAUAUACACUCUCCUUACCUUUUUUUCGGCAAGCAGUAAAAGUUUUUAUUAAUUUUUGCUUACGGACUUCGGGGGCCCCGUAUAAUUGAUACGGCAGCUACGGCGGUAGCUACGCCCCUGUCAGUUGUUCAACACGGCAUAUUGAUAUAGGCCGUUAACAGACCUGUUAUAUUAACCCGACAGUAAUAAGCAUAAAAAUCAAACAUUUCGACACAUAAAAUUUCCUUUUCAUUUGGUUUCCAAAAAUUCGUAACGGUUCAUAAAUUUUUGGAGGAGAAAACUGCCAAUACCCCGGUUUCUUACUCAAAAUUUUUAGUCAGACCUACAAUAAUUGUCUUUAUAUUGUCUCGCCCGAGUAAACCUGAAAAAGGCCUCAGAUAGUCUUUACUCCUAAUAACAAUGAUGCAAGAUGCUUUAAGGUGGUAUACUUGCCUAUUCUCCGUAAAACUGCUGCGAGCUAACCACGCACUACGCUAAGGUUGAAUGCAAUCAAUUUGUAAUGUCUUCAACGAUUAAUUAUCCAUCUCGUCAUUAGGUCGUGACAAUAAAUUUCACUAACUACUAUAAAAUUUACAAUAUCGCAUCGUGAACGUGGAGACAUAAUUAAUUCUUCGAGUGUUGUUAUAUAUAUUUCUAUUCUUUUAGUUCCGAAAUUUGACGUAAUAAAUAUUAUUAUUGUUAUAAAUUAGUGUUCUAUAAUGUAUGUAGAUAAGUCUUUCUUGCCGUUACUAUAGAUAAAUAUGCCUGUACCCAGUCAAUGAUCGUUUAGUGUGACUGAUAGUGGCGUAAUGUGCGUUUCAAGUGACAAUACAACAAAUACAGGUAAUUAACUUCUAUCAAAUGUCAAACACGAUAAACUUAGACGUAAAUAAACAAAAGAAUAUCCGUGUUAUUAAUAAAGGCGAAGUGAAGUUAUUCCAAAUUUAAAUCUUACCUUUGUCACUGUAGAAUGACUUUACAGUGAGAAGUAAUUCUAAACUUGGAGUAACUUUUCAUUUCGUUUAUUAAUAUACAGUUUACAUAUUUUGUAUAUCUCAGUAUCAUUAUUUUGAUCAAGAAAUAUAAUUAAUAGUACCUAUAAAUGGCUAACAUCCUGUAUUUUAAAAUUGUUACUUACUCGAAGGAUAAUCUAAGUGUUAUGAGUUUUCGUGUUGAUUUCGCUACGAUUCAAGACUGGCCAAACUCUGGACUAUGGAACGAUAUUGUCUACUUAGUAGUGACUCUCUUGGUUUCGUGUCGAAUUAGUUGAAGACAAAUCUUAUAGCCUAAACAAAUGAUCGGAUUUGGUUCGACCGAACCAGCGGAUGCGGUUUGGUAGCGGACCAUAUCGAAUAUGGUCGUCGCAUCGUCCAUCUCACAAAAUUAUUUUUUCCGUCCGGACCGUACCGAUUACGACGCCGCGGCCGGGCCAAUAGGUGCGAAGCGCCCACCAGACCCUCCGAUGUUCCGGACGUACCAAAUCCGACCAUGUGUUCAGGCUAUUAGCGGAUUUAAUAAAACUUAGCUGAUAAUAGGCUUAGCAUAAUCUUUGAUAUCGUUUUUAUUGUCAUUUGACAGCUAAAAUUAUUCUGAGCUUAUACUAAGACAGCCCAAUGCAAAAGUUGUAUUCCCAUUUUAUCACACUCGGCUAAGUUUUAUCUUUCUAAAGUCUGAGCUAAGUCUAAGUACGCUCUAUCUCUCAGCCUUCAGAGAACUCGUUACAAAAUGAAGAGUAAUUCAAUCAAUUUUCUUGAAAGAUAAUGUUAUGCUUGUAAUUUUAGGCUGUUUUUGUUGGCAUUGUUGUUUUCUAAGUUACGGCAUACCUACCAUGUUCACAGCGCAUGCAAACAUUACAUAGUGAUGAUAUUAGGGUAAGUGAUAUCUGUGAUUCCUGAAUGUGACUAAUAAUUAAAUAUUAUUCAUUA